UGUUUGUGCACCUUUGGCACUCUGCGGGCAGGCAGAGAGGAGUUUCCACACUCCCCUGGGGUCUCUGCUCGCUGCCCACCAUGGCUGGCUCGGAUGAGGUUCCCUGGCUGGGAACCUGGAGACUUGAGAUGUGUAACAGGAUGUGAAUGUGGGAAAAGCCUGAGCAAAAUGCCACCAAAGCUCAUCUGCCUCUUCCUCUGCGCUCUGAGUGCACCAAAGCUCUCAGGUAAAUGACUGAACAUCUUCACUGAGUUGAGCCAGAAGACAGAAAUGUUGAGGAGAUGUGUUGUUGCCAGCACCUCAGAGUAUCUCCAUUCUUUCAACCAACAUGAAACACUUCUUAACUUGGAGUCCUGUGAUCGUCCAGGGAGCAACUGUGAGAUACUCAGUUGAGUUUCAGGGGGAAUACGAACGGGAAUACGCCAACGGGAGCUGGAUCCCCAUCUCGGAAUGCUUCCUCACCACAGCCACAGUGUGCAACAUCACAGAGGACAUCUCAGCCACCGUGGCCUACAGGCUGCGGGUCAGGGCAGAGCUUGGUGCCACAAGGUCACGGUGGGGCACCAUGAAAGGCUUCUUCAACCGCGUCACGACUUCCCUGACCCCACCUCUGCUGAGGGUCCUGGCAGAUGGGUACCAUUUACUGGUGGAGCUGGCAGACAUGGGACCGGCCUUCCAGUUCCGGGUGCUCUACUGGAAGAAGGGCCACGAGAGCAGGGUGCAGCAGAAGGUGAUGAAAGAGGUGAACUCCAUGGUUCACCUGGACACCAUGGAGGCGGGAGCUGAGUAUUGUGUGAAAGCUCAGACCCACGUCGAGGCCAUCAACAGGAGCAGCAGCUUCAGCCCGACACACUGUGUGAGGGCUCAGCGUGACACAUCCAUGUGGCUGGUUACUGCCCUCACCUCCUCUGCUGGCUUUGCUGUGGCAGCUUUAACCCUGCCUUUCCUUACCUGGAAAAUAAGCAAAAUCUUUCAAUAUUCCUGCUGCCCCGUUGCUGUCCUGCCAGACACACUGAAAGAAUCAGAGCCCCCCACCCAGCUGAUCCUGCAUGGCAGUGAAGAAGCUGAGAAAUGUGACCUGAUGGUGGUUGUGAUGCCCUCAGAAGAAGUUCUCCAGCUGUGGAUUCAAAAAACACUUUAGAGCACCCCAGAAAACAAACAGCCCCUUUGCAGCAUCUUCAUCCAUCUACAUCAAAAGCAAGUAAAGGUGACAGCUGCCAUUUCCUGUCCUUCCCCUUCAUAUCCCCAGGAGCAGACAUGAGGUGACCCACGCUCCCUUUCUUAGCCACAUCGGUGCUCCCAAGGCAGAGCUCAUCCUUCAGCUACCAGGAUGUCACCAGAGCAACACGUGGAGAGCCCAGUCCCUUAGUUCCAAAUCAUUUCAGCCUCAGUGCUUUUACCUCUGAGCUUUUUACGUGGCUAAACCAGCUGGAAUGACCAGGGGGGAAAAUGCAAACCCUGAAGUGAAAAGGGUGUUGGCAGUGAGUGGAUGUAGCACCCUAACCUGUGCAUGUGACAGGUCACAAUGCUGCUGCCACCAAAACUUGCAGACAACACCAUGAGGGAUGCCUGGCUUUCACCAGUGCUUUGGAAGGAGUGAUGUGGGAAACAGUCAGAUUUCCAAGGUGGUUGGAGGGAGCACUGGGAACCUCCUGGGGAGCAGAGCUUUGCAAGACCAGCAGCAUCACUGACAAUGAAUUGCUCCAAUAUCACCUAGUCAGGGUGUCAAAAAUGCAAAAGCUGCUUAGACAUGAAGGAAAAACCAGGACUGUCAGGGAGAAAAAAAUUAGGGGUGAAUUAUUUAAAUGAGAGACGAUUGGAGUGGAGAAAGAUUGGGAAAAGACAGAGAAAGGUAGGCUCCAGAAAUAGCAAAUGAAAUGGGAAAAGAGAAAAAAAGGUGUGAAUCGUGGUCAGGACGGUCCAGGGUGCCUGCUGGGCAUCCCGGUGGUUCAACACCACGCCUGAAGCAGGACAGUGAUUAUUUCACAUGAGGCAGAUAUGUUGCUGUGGUCAGGAGGACCGGAGUGAGGGGCAAAUGCAGUGCUUAUCUGGGCAAACAGAGGAAUAUCAGGCUGUAUGGAUCAAGCAUCACAGCAUUACCAUUUAGUGACCGUUCCGGGCCUGACAACAUCAUUAUCCUCCAGGUAUCUGUCCUGUUAAGGAAGGAAAUUGCAAAAGACAAGAGAAAUUCCUUCUAAAUACAAAUAAAUUACAGGUGUUGUGUACAAUGCAAUUAUAGCUGUCACAUUGGAAAAAAGUAAUUUUUCACCUGUUAAGCAGAGACUUGUGUCAGCAGGGCAUGAAAAGACAUUGAUCUGGGAAGCUUUUUUUUUUCAAAAGCUCUCAGUGGUUUUAAUGAAAUGUAAGACAUCUCAAAGAAUGUACCUUUUCCAGUUUCAUUCUUGCAACCUCAUGUGAGGCCAUCAGGUGGCAACAAAGCACCGUGGAAAAGCAGAAGUGACUCGAGUCUCAGUACCUGUGUCCUGUCGAGGCAAUGAGCUCCCUGGGUCCUGGCCAGCACCUCAUUUUCGUGUUGCAGCCCACUUGCCCGGUUUAUUCCUGUCUCAUUAGCUUCUGUCUGGACAAUACUGAAGUGCAGUGCUUUGGUGUUGAAUUGUAAGAUUGAUUUUUUUGAAUACUGGGCAAAUUACAAGGUGAGAAAAUCUAUGCAGGUCUGGGCAUUGAAGAAUCACUGUUCAUUACCGGUUUGUUGAUAAUUGGGAAAUGCCUGGUUACAAGCACCCAUGGGAUGCUGGGCCCAGAGGUUAUUUGGAAGCAAAGAGGAAAAGGGCAUCUUCAUGGGCUGAUAUGCCAAGUGCCCAGCCCAUCUCAUCCUCCCUAAACCAAGCUGGAGCAGCAGUGGGAGGCAACCAGUGAGUGAUUCUGGCAGCAGCUAGUGAACUGCCAUGAGUUUGGGGAGGACAGACAGCACAGAACUUCAGCUCCUGCCAGGCUAUGGGGCUCUUUGUCAAACAUCCCCUUACACAGCUUUGCCCAGUGCUUGAAUUUUCAAGAGCAGCUCCACAUCACAGAAGCCUUGGUAGUGAGGCUGGUUGAGGCAGCUCCUGUGCCUCACACUUACCCUUCUUUUAUACCCCAUUGAUUCAGAUGAGUUCAGUGUCUUCAUUUCUAGACACCCCACAGGGGUGUCCCCAUGCAGGAAAUCAUCCCCUUGCUUGUCCAUGCCGUAGGUCCAAGAAGCCUCAGCAACUCCUCCUAUCUCUUCCUCCUGACACUGCUGCACUAUCAGAAUCACAGAAUCAGAAUAUUCUGAGUUGGAAGGGAACCAAAAGGACCAACAAGUCCAACUCUUAGGUGAAUGGCCCAUUUGGGGAUCAAACCCACAAUCCUGGAAUUAUUAGCACCAUCCUCUAACCAGCUAUGGCAGUACCAGCAAUUGUUCAGGGGUAUAUAUAGAAAAGAAAGGAAAUAAAAGGCCAUUGAAUAUGAAGGGCUUUAAAAAAAUAUUUUAAUGCAUACUUUCCAGCUGCACAUUAAGCAUAGAGCAUAUGUUUCUUUCUCACUUGCAAUAACAGAUUUUAUGUCCUUCCUCAUUGCCAAUAAAGCAGUUAAACUGUUGUAGAAAACUGCACAGACAACAUUAAACAAAAGAAACACCCAAGAAAACGUCCUUACAAUGGGGACAUGGGAGGGAAUUGUGCAAGUACCAGUGCCACCUUAGCAGACUGUUCUCAGUUUACAUCAGGAUAUUCCAGUUUAUGGCAGUUUGAAGCCAAAUUUGGGAUGGUGAUUGAAAAUCCAUGUUAGCUCUCUUAUUUUGAAGUAUGUACUGCAUUUUGCUAAGCCUGAAAAUCAAGGCAGAGAACAAGAGCAACCAACUCCCCUGCCCGCCAUGUACACAGGAGCAGGGUGACACUGGCGUAGACAGCUGCCAUCAGGGACUCCUUAAUCCAUUUCUCUGCCAUCCAAGAGAUAAUUUUGGCAGGGCAGCCACUGCCUUUGAUUUUGCUCCCACCACCAUAACACCACCCUGCAAAGAAGGCCCAGAGCAGUCCCCACAGCGAAGGAUCUGUGCGGGUGAGCUUUGCUCUGCUCCUUUCCCUUCAUGAGGUACUAAGUGGCCCCAUUUCUUUCAAAAUAAACUUUUCUACUUUUCUCAAAAAAUGUUGCAUGGAAAUAAAGCACAAACCUGAAUUGC
Messenger RNA from Corvus hawaiiensis (hawaiian crow), 4159 nucleotides. It is a transcript of the gene IL20RB, whose product is annotated as interleukin 20 receptor subunit beta. Bases 329 to 1141 code for a protein of 270 amino acids. NCBI's taxonomy places the organism in Eukaryota, Metazoa, Chordata, Aves, Passeriformes, Corvidae. The record is from RefSeq and is a predicted model, not a curated record. The transcript is spliced from 7 exons. Gene Ontology annotation, molecular function: interleukin-20 binding.